Molecule: messenger RNA, 255 nt
Organism: Prunus armeniaca (apricot)
Lineage: Eukaryota; Viridiplantae; Streptophyta; Magnoliopsida; Rosales; Rosaceae
Source: the annotation of a GenBank genome assembly
AUGAUCCCUUGGUCCUUACGAGUGCAUAGAUACUCGCGGAUUUCAAUUUGGAUAACGUUUGAACCCCGAACUGAUAUCGCCUGUUGUGUUAUUUCAGGGUUCGGAUCAUAUAGGAUUCGACGGAUCGUAAAUCGGAGCCCCGAAUACUCCGAAAAUGCCAACCCUAGGGCUAGGAUUACAGGAACCGCCGAUUUGUACGAUCGUGAUUUGUUCGACAGUCCGAUCGAGAUCAAACUUUCAGGACCUGGGUCCUAG